Molecule: messenger RNA, 4169 nt
Organism: Porites lobata
Lineage: Eukaryota; Metazoa; Cnidaria; Anthozoa; Scleractinia; Poritidae
Source: the annotation of a GenBank genome assembly
CCGUGAAAUUGGAAUUUCUUUCAUGCUAUCAUUGCUUUCCACGAAAUCUUUAUCUCUAACUGGGCUUCAUGUUUUCUAAAGACAAAUGCACAGCCCGGCUGACUUUAUCUUUUGUUUUCUUAUUGGAACGAAUUAAGAUCGUGAACAAAAACAUCUAUAACUUGUCUUUACUUUCAAUAUUAACAUAAUUAUCAAGAUCUUUCUUGGAAACAGGAUAGCCACUUGGCACAUAGUUUGUGGUGUUUUGUAAUUUCUCUCCCCGGUACAAAGACGUUCUAAUCAGCUUGAAACUAAAGUUUUACCAUCAUGUCACUAAUCGCAACUAGUCCUAGGUGUUUCAACGCACUGGAAGCAGCCGUGGAGGCAGUGAAAACCGGUAAUGCUGACAGCCCACAGAUUAUAAUUAAAUCCUUAAGACAAGACGGAUUGUUGUUACAAAAACAGGCCUCAAUCCUCUGUGAUGAGCUCAAACAGGCCAAGAAGAAGCAGCAAGAAUUAGACGAGGAUCCAGCUAGGCGGAUAAACAAGUUACACGCCGAAGAGGUGGAGCUUAAAAAUAUGAGGCAAGGUUUGGAAGCGAAGAAAUCAGCGCUGAACGAGGAGAGGGAACGUUGCUGCCGAAACAAACAAGAUGCGGCUAGGAAGCUGAAGAGAAAUACGAUGAAUUGAAGCAUUGGUGGUGGGUUCCUGGUUACGGCACGUUUCUGGCCGUUCGAGAACUUGUUGAAAACAAUGAGGAAAGGCUCGUGAUGCACGCAGAGAAAUGGAGCGUUAUGACGGAGAAAUGAGCAGAGCCGACUCGAACAUCAGGUCGGCAAAUAUCCCUAUUUCGCAGGUAGGUGUCUUAUUUCUUUUACGUGUUCUUUUAGUGUCAUAGGCAACAAAGCAUGCAGAACGAAACUCUUAACUAUAGCUACGAAACGUUUAGUUGCUAUCGAAGUGUGUUUCUCAUUUGUCUAGCCCGUUUUACGUUAAGUGCAAAUAAUCGGGCACUUUAAGGGCGGAAUGUUUCGCUUUUCGACAUUUCGGCCUCCGAAUCACCUUCGCGUCAAUUUAACAUUAUUCCAGUUUCAUCAUCUCUUUGUACUGCUGUUCUGUUCAGUGAUAUCGCUCAGUUUGCAGGCCAAUUUUUCAUCUUUUUCUGCAGGCAGAGAAGGACCAAUCGAUCUGCUAUUUUCCAAAAAUAUGCUCGAACACAAACAGUUCAAAAACACGGCGUUUACAGGAUCUAACUCGUGCCUCUCUAAGUGCCUCUCUUAGUCCGUUGAGAACAAUCUGAACGAGCAAACGGUCGUGUUUAUCUUUGCCGUGAAUCCAGAUAAAUACAAGAAGGAAUCUAGCCGAAUUUUAUAAUGUUUCCUUCGCCAGGAGUUUAGUUUCGUCACGAAACUCAUGGCCUGAUGCUCUUGUAAUCGUUUAUAAAAAACGGCCGCAAAAAAACGGCCGCCGCCAACUCGAUAGCCGCUUCAUUAUAUGUUCACAUACUUUGAGCACAAGAAAAAUCUAAGAGCCAGCAGCCUCUAAAAUAACUCAAAAGAAAGGUUCUGUGAACUAUAGGGAAGAUUCCAUCAAAGAUUCCAUCAGUCAUUGUGGAGUAGCCGUCAUUAACUCUGCCAUUACAACGGCCGCUGAUAAGAGGAAACAGUAAAUCCACGUAAAAACAUUCCACAGGAAAACAAUUUCAAAAUAACGCCAAAAACUUAUUAAUAACCAUAGGACGAUUCUUAAUACAAAACUUCGCUAACGAUCGAACGAUGGCUGAGAUUUUGACAGAUAAAUACAGCCAUCCAAAAUCUCCGACACAACUUGAAAAAAGGCCGACUUUUUCAAGUUUGUUUUCAUUGGCUCGCACAUGCGUGUGGGGUAACAUAGCCCCUUUAAAGUAGAUGUGUCUACUUUUUUUCUCAAAGAAACCUCCUGUGGUUCGAUUCUCGUAAUAGACCACCUCCCGUUAGCGAACACUAAGUCUGCGCAUUUUGGGUGGUCGCUUUCGGGAGGUUCGACUGUAGUCUUCUUUUCCAGUUCUUCGGCGGCGUCGGUUGGAACUUGUUUUGUUCAUGGGUUUCGCGUAUAGAUUUACACACUAAGGCGCUGCUACAUUAUAUUUUGAAAUCAGCAAAUAUUAUUUUGCCAGGUGGUACAACUCGGCGAUGACCUAAAAGAAGCAGUUUUUGCGGGAAAGAUGUUUCGGAUUCGUUUCGGAGGAGAGAAACCGCUGGACCGUAUGAACUACGAUCACUUAGCUGUUUCCUAGGGCCUUUGGUAGCUGCCUAAUUAUACCUCUAUUUGUGAAAAAGUAAAGAAAUUAACCAAGGGACGGUUUGUUGUUUGUAAUACGUAGUCAAAAAAUCAGAAAAAGCAAAAAGAAAAAAAUCAGUAAAAGUAGGGCGGAGCUGCUCGAGACGUCGUUGCGUGACAUUGUUACUCCAACUGUUAGUUUAUGACUUCCUCUCACGCAGUGUAUCCAGUUCGCAAAAAACCUCCUUCAACAUAAAAUUUCAAGGAAAAUGUACCUACCUAUUUUAGAUAUACCGGAAUCGAAUUUACGAUGAUACAGAUGGAUGCUAAUACAAGGAUGUUAGGAAAAGAAAGGAGAGACAUGGAAUAUAGUUUACAUAAUAAUUCGGCGCUUUUAUUUAACGCUUCUUCGAUGUCGUUUUUCUUAUCAUUUUUUUGUGAACGGUUAAUUACUCUGAUAUUUUAACAUACACUUUAUCAAAAAACGUUUCCUUGCUUCGUGAUGUUUCUGAACAUUACAUACUGACCCUGAAUUGAAACAAAACCGGCUGCCGCAACAUUUCUCAACAAAUUUGACUUAUGCAAAUUUGUGACAUUUUUCCACUGGUGGUCACGAAACUUUUUAUUUUGUAAAGGCGAAUCCGGAGUACCCAGAUUUUUUAUUUCAUAUUCUGUUAAUAUAAGAGCUGAACUUUGUCCUAGUACACAUUUUGGCUUGGUAUCACACAUACCAAGGUGAGUUUUUUACCUCUGAAGUUGCUCAUUUUUCAGCCAUUUUAAAAAGUGCCAUUGAUGGUAGUUUUUAAAAAACCAUAAAAAAUUCAAAAUCAUGUUUAUGGUUUAAAAUAUACCAUGGAUAAAAAUAGCAGAUAGAAUUCUUUUGAACAAACAUAUUUCUGUUUUAUAGCUUUGAAUCUUGCCUCGGUGCGGACGCGAUAAAGUAGAUCAUUUUUACUCUAAUUUUUGCAUAAUUAAUUAGGUAAAUACCGCUAUUUUCGUUUUUCCUCAAUUUCUCGAAAACUAUAAAUUCCUGAAAGUUGAAAAUAUUUUUUUCGAAGAUAGUUCCCCAAAGGGGUUUUCUGAUAAAUUAUCAGAAUUUUCGAUAUUUUUAGCCUGGCCAUGGCCAGCGAUUCUCGAUAUUUGCAGUCAUGGGCUCUUAUGUGUUUGUGGCGGUCUAUUCUCGGAAGGUGAUCAUUUAAUUAUUGUUGAAGUAAAUUUAGAUAUAAAUCUGACCAUUGCCGACUCUUUCGUACCAUAUAUGGUCAUAAAAUUGGCACCGGAGUUAAAGCCUUAUUAUCGUCUUGGAAAAAGAGCUCCCAUUUUUAAUCAAUUGUGAUUGAUAUGGGUGGUUACUUUUCAAUUAUAGAUCUUUCUUGGAAACAACAAUAGCCACUUGGCACAUAGUUUGUGGUAUUUUGUAAUUUCUCUCCCCGGCACUAAGACGUUCUAACCAGCUUUAAACUAAAGUUUUAGGAUCACCUGCCGUCAUGUCACUAAUCGCGACGAGUUCUAGGUGCUUCAACGCGCUGGAAACAGCCUUGGAGGCAGUGAAAACCGGUAACGCUGACAGCUUAGCGGCUGUGAUUAAAUCCAUAAGAAAAGACUGAUUGUUGUUACAAAAACAGGCCUCAAUCCUCUGUGAUGAGCGCAAACAGGCCGAGAAGAAGCAGCAAGAAUUAGGCGAGGAUCUCACUAGGCAGUUAAACAAGUUACACGCCGAAGAGGUGGAGCUUAAAAAUAGGAGGCAAGCAUUGGAAGUGAAGAAAUCAGCGCUGAACAAGGAGAGAGAACGUUGCUGCCGAAACAAACAAGAUGCGUCCAGGAGAUAUGAAGAGGCAGAGGGAGAAAAGAGGAAAGCAGAACAGAAAUGCGAGGAAUCGAAGAAUUGGUGGUGGAUACCUGUUUACGGUACGUUUCUGUUCCUUCGAUAA